CUUCCUUUGAUCCCAACCGACGUCGUCGACACUUCACGAGGUAUGUACAACCUGUUGCCUCUCCCUGUUCUGCAGCUUCUCAGCUAGUCUGGGAGAGCAAUCACCCGGAUUUUUUGGUGUUUUUUUUACUUGCAGGUGUAGCAACCGACAGCAAUGAAGACAACCAGAAAGGCCGGCGUGAUACGCUUCUCCUCAUACGGCCCGGGCUGAAGAACCCUUCAUGGACUGCAUCAGGGGCACUCUUUGCGCUCGAGGACUACUGGUGGCUGACUAUUGGACUCCGGCAAAUCCUCCUCGCGCCUGAAACGGCGCCGAGAGGAUUCUAGGUUGGAGUUAUCUUCGAUUCAGAUACCUCAUUUCCCCUCGUAUUCCCUCGAUUUGAGAAUCUCGCUCUUCCACCGUCAAAAUGGUCAAGACUUCCGUCCUCAACGAUGCGCUUAACGCCAUCAACAACGCCGAGAAGGCCGGUCGCCGUCAGGUUCUGAUCCGCCCCUCCUCCAAGGUCAUCAUCAAGUUCCUCUCCGUCAUGCAGAAGCACGGCUACAUUGGCGAGUUCGAGGAGGUCGAUGACCACCGUUCCGGCAAGAUCGUUAUCCAGCUUAACGGUCGCCUCAACAAGACCGGUGUCAUCAACCCCCGCUACCCCGUCCAGCUCCGUGACCUCGAGAAGUGGACUACCCAGCUCCUCCCCUCCCGAGGCUCGUCGCAAGCACGUUGCUGGCAAGCUCCUCGGUUUCUUCUACUAAAAAGUUUCAUCUGGCGAUGUCCUGAAAUGAUUGGAAUAUGUCUUGUUAUGAUGUGGACGAGGGAUGUGCUCUCUGUUGCUUGUCUUGGCGGAGAGUUUUCGGAAUCGAUACCCCCGGCAGAAACGCCAUAGAUAGUUUAUUGAUUUAGAGUGAUCUCGUCCAACCAAACAAGGAUUCUUUCCGUCG
Molecule: messenger RNA, 932 nt
Organism: Aspergillus brunneoviolaceus CBS 621.78
Lineage: Eukaryota; Fungi; Ascomycota; Eurotiomycetes; Eurotiales; Aspergillaceae
Product: 40S ribosomal uS8 domain-containing protein
Exons: 3
Coding region: 407-877 (156 amino acids)
Biological process (GO): translation
Cellular component (GO): cytosolic small ribosomal subunit; ribosome
Molecular function (GO): structural constituent of ribosome
Source: RefSeq, a predicted model, not a curated record